Molecule: messenger RNA, 2496 nt
Organism: Acipenser ruthenus (sterlet)
Lineage: Eukaryota; Metazoa; Chordata; Actinopteri; Acipenseriformes; Acipenseridae
Product: synaptotagmin-9-like
Exons: 7
Coding region: 324-2033 (569 amino acids)
Biological process (GO): calcium-ion regulated exocytosis; regulation of calcium ion-dependent exocytosis; cellular response to calcium ion
Cellular component (GO): membrane; dense core granule
Molecular function (GO): calcium-dependent phospholipid binding; clathrin binding; calcium ion binding
Source: RefSeq, a predicted model, not a curated record
CUGACAGUAAUUAGCUGUGCAGUUUGAACCCAGUCAGGCUGGAAAUCCCAUGGUGAUCAAACAGAGAAGAGGUGAAUGCCUGCAGAAGUGGUGAGCCAUUCAUGCAGACUGCGCGAGCAUUAGUUCAGCACUGGCUUCAGCGAACAGCGCACUACUGUAGGUAGUGCUGAAUAAUUCUAGCCCCGUGGUAAACAUCUAGUGGUCUUGUAGUAUUAUUAUUAUUUUUAUUUUUUUUUUGCGGGCUCGCAUUUUAGGCUUUGUAAAUCACAAGUUUGACCAGUCGGGAAAGACAAGUCUUAGGCUUUCAAUAAGGAGUGAUCUGGAUGGUUUCAAGACUAUUUGCAUCAGCUACGAGGGGGGCCGUUUGUGCUGAAGCGUGCUUUGGGCUGACCAGCUGCACUGAGCGCCGUGAAUCGGUGUCUAACAAGGGGAUCGAGUGGUGUGGUGCUGCCCGAGAGCCCCUCCAUUCAGAAGGAUGCUGGUGGGAAAUGCCUGGAGACAGAGAGGACGAGAUUUGUCAAAAGGCGCUGCAGCUCUUAUCGGAUCUCUGUUCUAAAGGGGAGGUGCAAAACGACAGCUGCCAGGAUUUCAUAAAUUAUAUCCGUUAUCGCUCCAUACCCCGAUAUCCAGAUUCAGAUGUGUCAGUGAGCUUGCUCUCUCUGGUUGUGACGGCCUGUGGACUAGCUCUCUUUGGUGUGUCUCUUUUUGUCUCUUGGAAGCUGUGUUGGAUCCCAUGGCGUGAACGUGGUAUUUCCUCUGCAAACAAAGAGAGUCAGCCCGAGCAGCCCACGUACACCGAUGUGGAGGUCAACGACAAUGAAUACGGACAGGAUUAUGUGAAGGAAGCCACUGCCAUCCCAGAGUCUGCCAUGAAGAUCAGCCACACCUCUCCUGACAUCCCGCUUGAAGCCCAGUCAGCGGUGAAAGAGAACUGCAUCCACAAUGUGCGAAUGCAGAGGCAGAUUACUGAACCAACAUCUUCUGUUAGGCAUAACUCAAUACGGAGGCAACUGAAUCUCUCCAACCCGGAUUUCAGUAUCCAGCAAUUUCAAAAGCAGGAUUCCCUCACCGGGCUUGGGCGGAUUAAACCUGAGCUUUAUAAACAAAGAUCCGUGGAUACAGAUGACGGAAAGAGAAAUAAUAGCAAAUCCUGUGGAAAGCUCAAUUUCAUUCUUAAAUUUGACUGUGACUUGGAACAGCUGAUUGUUAAAAUCCACAAAGCAGUCGAUCUGCCAGCCAAAGACUUCUCCGGCACAUCAGACCCCUAUGUGAAGAUCUACUUACUACCUGAUCGCAAAACCAAACACCAGACUAAAGUGCACAGGAAAACUCUGAACCCUGUGUUUGAUGAGGUGUUCCUAUUCCCUGUGGCCUACAAUGAGCUAUCCUCUCGAAAGCUGCACUUCAGUGUGUACGACUUUGAUAGAUUCUCCAGGCACGACAUUAUAGGACAAGUAGUAGUGGACAACUUUCUAGAUUUGGUGGAUUUUCCAAGAGAAACAAAUCUCUGGAGGGACAUUCAAUAUGUCACCACAGAUAAUGUGGAUCUUGGAGACCUUAUGUUUUCUCUGUGUUAUCUUCCAACUGCUGGCAGAUUGACUAUUACUAUGAUAAAAGCUAGGAACCUGAAGGCCAUGGACAUCACUGGUGCAUCGGACCCCUAUGUCAAGGUUUCUUUAAUGUGUGAAGGAAGGAGAUUAAAGAAAAGGAAAACAUCUACAAAAAGAAACACAUUAAACCCAAUUUACAAUGAAGCCAUAGUCUUUGAUGUUCCUCCUGAAAAUAUUGACCAAAUUAGCCUUUUAAUAGCUGUCAUGGACUAUGACCGUGUAGGUCACAAUGAGGUAAUUGGCAUAUGUCGAGUAGGCAACAGUGCUGAGAGCCUUGGACGGGACCACUGGAAUGAGAUGUUGACGUAUCCUAGAAAACCUAUAGCUCACUGGCACCCACUGACUGAGUGGGUUGGACAAGCAUCUACAGGUGGAAGCCAAGGGGGAUCCUGCAAUUCUCUUAAAGCCUCUCCCUUGCCAUGAAGGAGCGGGCGAGUCAUGGUCUGGGGUGAUACAGCAGACAAAAAGGGAAAAGCAAACAAGAUCCGAGAUGCAGAGAAGCUGCUGCAUGGGAUAUGGUUUUUUGUGGUAGUCUUUCAAUUGAAGUGUGUACACCGAGACAACUUGAACCUAAAUCUCUCUGUUUGUUUCCCUCGCAUGGGGACCUUUUCUUCUGUUGCAUGCUGAGUGGCCAUGAUUUUUGUUUUUAUACUCUUAUAAAAACGAUAUGUGUUACAUUUAAAAGGCAUUACAGUUGAAUGUGUUUUCUAAAUAGUCCUAGUAUAUGUUUUUAAAACAACAGUCUAUAUCACACAUAAUAUCAUCUGUAUGGGUUUCUUUUAAUAUAGUGCAUGGUUUCUUACUGUGGGAUAUUAACUGUUUCUGUUAAUGUUUUGAGAGAAUAAAAAUGUAAAACUACUACCAAAAUAUAAACGAGGGAAACGUA